AUGGUGAAGCUGUGGGACCUGAGUACUGGAUCCCUGCUGUGGGAACACCGAUUGAACUCGGAUCUUCUUGACAUUGAGUUCGAUGAUGAUGAUCGAUCGCUUAUCGCUGCUACGAGGUCAAAGAGGUUACUGAUUUGGUCCACUGCCAAUGGGGUGCUGACGUCGAAAACGAGCUGGCACCACGAUCUGCCUCACGACUGUCGGCACUUGAUUGCCAGGGCUCCAUCAACUGUCACGAUCUCAUGGAGCCACAAGCUGAUGGCAAUAGUGUACCGAAGUUUGCCGCUUUCCCUUUGGGAUCUUGAGAGCCAAGAACAGCUCGGCUUCUGCAUUAAAGCUUUCGACGACGGGAAUGACACCUCUAACAACAUUACAUCCGUCUGUUUCAAUCCCAUAAAAAGCCUCAACAUACUUGCUGUCGCAUAUAUGGAUGGAGAUGUUGCCUUAUUCGACACGGUAUCCCGGGUGAUGAAGUGCCAUGCCAAAGUACAGACACAACUUCUUGCUGUCUCAGCUGACGGAAGGACACUGGCGGGCGGCGACUCGGUCGGCAACAUCAAGUUGUUUGACUUUGAAACACUGCAAAUACUCUACCGCGUUACCCUUUCGAGUGACGGAAUAAGCGCAAUAGCAUUUACGGCAGAUUGCCUCCGACUUUUAGAGCUUCGUGGAACGCAAGUUAAUGUUUGGGAGCCAUCCGCGCUGGUCAGGAAGUGGGAUCAUGCCCUAGAAGAAAGCAGUGUCUUUUCAAGCGAAAUAUCGGCGAGGACAGUCCAAGACAGCGAAAGUGAGUUUGACGACGAAGGCGCAAAUAUUACCUGCAUCAAGGCUGCUGCAAAUGGGAGUAAGGUGCUCAGUGGGAGAGUCGAUGGGUCUAUUUCAGUCCAUGAUCUUCACACAGGGGCAUCACAUUUCCAAGAGAUAUACAGACACAGUGGUGCAUCAAUACGAUGCCUGGAUUGGAGUGCUGACCUUCAGAUCAUCGCAAGUGCAGACGCCUCUAGUCGAUUCAAGGUGAUGGAAUUAUCCGGAGAUCAACCAAAUGCCAUCAGCAGUGUUUCAGAGGUCUUGAACGGGCAACUCUCCUACGGGCACCUGAUCAAUCAGACCCUAAUCAGCCCCGACAAGACCAGACUACUAGUCUCUUCAUCAGCUGCGGACCUCAUUUGGUCCUUGGAGACUAGAAAUGUCAUUGCCUCGCGAACGGUUGAGACCUUGGAGCCAAGGAUAUGGUUUCAACACCCACAAGACAGUACCAAGAUCAUGCUCAUCGGAAAUUCCAUGCUAUGUACAUUUCCAUGGGAGUCGCCUGCGACCUUAUUGCCAAAUUCCGAGAUACCGAUUGUGAUGCCAGGCGACAGUGGCGUUGACCUGAAAUGGAAACUGGUCCAUUCUGUCAACACAGAUCUUAAUUUCAGAUCCCACUCAAAGCAUUCCGUCAAACAAUCACUUGUGUUAUUCGGAAUCGGAAAUUCGUCAGUCUACAGUAUCGAGCUUUCAGCUGGCCGCUCCUCACAUGAAGCACGACCCCUGUUUCUCUCGGAAAGUGCCACGAAUGUUCCUUCUGUCACAACUCUUCUGGGUUUUGCACCAAGCUUUUUUGGCGGCGGCUCCCUGCUCGUCUUCUUAGCGGAUAACGGUUGGAUUUGCUCAAUUGACUUGAAUCGCCAGUCAGCGCGUUCCACUUUCCAGCGCCACUUUUUUUUACCAUCUGCAUGGCUCAGUACGAGCGCCAAGGUCAUGGCUGUUGUGACGAGUAAGAGGCAGAUAUUAUUUAUUCGGGGACAUGACCUUGCUGUCAUAAAAAAUGGCUUGGAUGUCGCGCAGACAGUCCAAAUGAGCUAA
This is a messenger RNA of Cadophora gregata, 1845 nucleotides long. RefSeq lists its product as uncharacterized. The record is from RefSeq and is a predicted model, not a curated record. Gene Ontology annotation, molecular function: protein binding. Gene Ontology annotation, cellular component: Cdc73/Paf1 complex. The coding region runs from base 1 to 1845 and encodes 614 amino acids. NCBI's taxonomy places the organism in Eukaryota, Fungi, Ascomycota, Leotiomycetes, Helotiales, Ploettnerulaceae. The transcript has a single exon.